This is a messenger RNA of Hypoxylon trugodes, 1506 nucleotides long. Its product is annotated as cytochrome P450. The transcript has 5 exons. Gene Ontology annotation, molecular function: oxidoreductase activity, acting on paired donors, with incorporation or reduction of molecular oxygen; iron ion binding; monooxygenase activity. NCBI's taxonomy places the organism in Eukaryota, Fungi, Ascomycota, Sordariomycetes, Xylariales, Hypoxylaceae. The record is from RefSeq and is a predicted model, not a curated record. The coding region runs from base 1 to 1506 and encodes 501 amino acids.
AUGAGCGGUAUUCCAGCUGUCUAUGCAGUUACUGCAGCUGCCAUCCUUUGGUAUGUUAUAUCUACAUUGGCAGCAUGGUAUCGCUUAAGGAAGUUCCCCGGUCCAACACUAGCAAAGUUUUCGUACCUAUGGGCAUAUUUCGCCAUGAGAACCGGCCGUAACCAGUUUAUUAUGGCCGAACAACAGGAGAAGUAUGGCAAGAUAAUGCGCCUGGGACCCAAUGAACUCAUGAUCUACGACCCAGAGACCCUAUGGUACAUCAACGGCGCCCGUUCAACUUACAGACGUGGAGGCUGGUACGAUAGCGCCAAGUUUGAUCCAUACGGUCACAAUAUCCUAUCCGAGCCUGAUACCGUUACACACGAUAAACGCAAAGCGAAGGUUAUGAGCGGCUAUGCCGGGAAAGGAAACGUGAACAUCGAACAGAAAGUCGAUUCCCAGCUCGCCCUUCUCGUGGACGUCUUGAGGAAGAACCACCUUCAAGAGGGCGACAACAUUGUAGACUUCAGCAAACUCAUCAGGUUCUUCCAAGUUGAUCUCGUCACCCUCGUGGGUUCUAGUGAACCUUGGGGUGACCUACCUACCGAAACUGACAAGUUUGACUUCAUCUCUCUUGCAGAUGGCAUGGUUCCAUUUCUAGACUCGUUUAUGAUGGUGCCCUACCUCCGCAAUUUUUUCGCCUCGAGUUUCUUCUUGACUUUAGCUGGUCCCAAAGCAACGGACAAGAAGGGAAUGGGAAGAUUCAUGGGACUUAUCAAGGGGAUGGUCGAGAAGCGUUUUGGUGAGGACUCGACUAAGUCAAUUGAACAGGGCGAGCAGGGAGACAUGCUGACCGAAUGGAUCAAGCAUGGCCUAUCCCGUCGAGAAUGUGAAAUAGAGCUUGCGAUACAAGUACCUACAGGAACCGAGACUACGACGUCAGGGAUCCGAGCGAUCAUGUUAUACCUGUUGACCUCUCCCAACGCUUAUCGGAAACUACAAGAGGAGAUCACCGCCGGGAUUCGCGACGGGAGGAUCUCAAGCCCCAUUAGUCAGGAACAGGCGAAGCAACUUCCAUAUUUGCAAGCUGUGAUAUACGAAGGCCUUCGAAUGGUGCCCCCAGCCGUCGCAGGUUUUCCUAAGAAGGUCCCGGCAGGUGGAGAUACUAUUUGCGGGGAGUUCGUCCCGGCAGGCACGGAUAUCUUCGUCAACGUCUACACCAUGCUGCGAAACAAGGAAGUCUUCGGCAAAGAUGCAGAUACAUUUCGCCCGGAACGCUUCCUAGUAUGCGAUCCGGCCAAGAAGGCAGAGCUUAUUAAGACCGUUGACCUUAUUUUCGGACAUGGUCGCUGGCUGUGUCCGGGGAAGACACUUGCCUGGUUCGAGCUUAAUAAGGUGUUUGUUGAGCUCUUGAGGAACUUUGACUUUCAAGUCGUCAACCCGGAGUCUCCUUGGACAUGCAAGGCAUACAUCAGCAUCUUGAUUGAAGAUUUCUGGAUUCGAGUUACAGAAAGGCGUGAAUAUUGA